Besnoitia besnoiti is the source of this 1056-nucleotide messenger RNA. RefSeq lists its product as uncharacterized. The transcript has a single exon. The record is from RefSeq and is a predicted model, not a curated record. Lineage: Eukaryota; Apicomplexa; Conoidasida; Eucoccidiorida; Sarcocystidae. Bases 1 to 1056 code for a protein of 351 amino acids.
AUGCCGUCCGCGAUUAGGGCUGGGCUCGGCGGGGUCGUCGUCUGGGUGGCUCACUCUGACUGGAAACCGCUUUCUUCUUCUGGCCCGUUUGGCGCACACCUCACGGAAAACGGGAACGGGUUCGCCUCGGCGUCGAGUGGUGAAUGUAUUCGGGCUCGUCCAUGUAGCAUCCAGCGGUGGGAUACGGCGCGCGACCAUGCCCGCAACUGCGCGCCUUCGGCGCUGCGGCCAGCAGGGGGGGUUCGCCGCCCCCUUGCUGAUUCUCUCGCUAAUUUUUUCGUAUGCAGCGUCGAGCUCCUCCGCACGGAACCUUAUGGUUCAAAACAGCAACACCAGCCUCCAGCACGAAGUCGACGCGCUGGGCGGCAUGUCUCCCAGCUCAGCCCGCGCCGCCGCCACCGAGAGGGAACGUCGGCCGGUGGCCUCGAAGACAGCUGGACGUCGCGGUGUGAGGAACGCACCCGUGGGGGGGGGGGGGGGGAGCCAGGCGGGCAACUGCAGAGGGCGACGUGCCACAGGGGAGCUGCGAACGCAGGCCCGCGGUGGCGAACGCGUCUUCUGGCUCUGCCAGCCCGGCUGUUUGCCGGCCGCACGUUGCUGGAGUGCAUGCAGGUGCGGUCGCCGAGUCCUCGAGCGCCGGGACUGCGGAACUCCGCGCGACGUCUCAGCGACGACUCGCAGCCGACAGUGCCGCCACAGUGCAGAGUGCCGUGCGGCGCGCCAGACGAGCGCCUGUCGCAGGGGAGUGCCGAUGAUUCCGACCAGGGUGCCGGAGCCGGCAGCGAGACGCCGGUCAGCGGCAGCGGGCAGGCUUGCGCCGAGGGGGCACCUGCCUUGGGGUCUCGGCUCGAGGCUGGAGCGGAGGCGCACCGAGGCGAAGGCGCCGUGCUUCAGCAGCUGCCGUCCCGCUCCUCUGAUGGCGGUUGCGGUGGCGCUCCCCCUGACUCACAGGGAGCCCUCCAAGCGGCCGUCAAUAUCUCUUCCUUUGAUGGAUUCUCCAAAGGAACUUGGAAAUCCAGUUGUGUGGCUCGCGCCCAUUCAGCGGGAGCUCCCUAG